AUGGUUUUUGGCCUAUUGCGCCGGGCCAAGAAAGGUUCCAUCCGCGAACCUUCGGCCAAUAACCGGGAUGAUGUACAAUCCGCUUUGGCUAUGGGCCAGCAAGCCAUCAGAGACAUGAAUGACAGGCUACGUGUAUUGGAGGAGCGUAUAAAGGACUGCGUCGCAGAAGCUAAAGAGAAGUACAGCAAGAAUGACAAGGCGGGAGCUCUGGGCGCAUUGCGCCGCAAGAAGCUCUAUGAGGAAGAGGCCACACGCGUGACUUCCUCGAUAAUGACAUUGGAGACACAAAACAUCACUUUGGAGGGCGCACAAAUGCAGCAACUUGCGCUGAGCGCAUUGUCCACGGGUGCGGCGGCUCACAAAAGAUUUCAAGAAUGUAUGGCCACAACUGAAGUGGACAAAUUGAUGGACCAGCUUGAAGAACAACGUGAAAACCAGCUAGAAAUAUACGACGCGAUGACUCAAGGGGUUUCUUUGCCCACAGAGUUCGAGGACGAGCUCGACGCCCUUAUGCAAGAAGAAUUUGCAAAAGAGGCUGCACUGGAGCAGUCAAUCGACAUCGCAGCAGAGUCCUUGGCAAGUGUUGUGGAGCAACCUGUGGUCGAACCCGAGGCUCCUAAUGAAUCCUUGCAAACCAGAACGCGGGUUUCCGAAGCCACUGAGCCUUCUGCCAUCGCACAAUAA
This is a messenger RNA of Babesia sp. Xinjiang, 684 nucleotides long. RefSeq names its product Vacuolar-sorting protein SNF7. The coding region runs from base 1 to 684 and encodes 227 amino acids. The record is from RefSeq and is a predicted model, not a curated record. The transcript has 4 exons. NCBI's taxonomy places the organism in Eukaryota, Apicomplexa, Aconoidasida, Piroplasmida, Babesiidae. Gene Ontology annotation, biological process: late endosome to vacuole transport via multivesicular body sorting pathway; vesicle budding from membrane. Gene Ontology annotation, cellular component: ESCRT III complex; cytoplasmic side of plasma membrane; multivesicular body.